Molecule: messenger RNA, 981 nt
Organism: Symbiodinium pilosum
Lineage: Eukaryota; Dinophyceae; Suessiales; Symbiodiniaceae
Source: the annotation of a GenBank genome assembly
AUGAUCACUGCCGGCAUGAGCUGCCAGCUGAUCCACUACACACAUGAAGAGCACGACAAGUUCUUCGAAGUGUGCAAGAACUUCAACUUCAUCAUCGUGCGCUGUAAUCCAGGUCAGAUCAAGGCUGACGGCGGAGACCAGCAGAAGUUCGACGACGGCAUGCGUGAGAUGCGCAAGGCAGGCAUCCAGGUCUGGCCCUCGCCGGACGUGAUGGAAAAGAUGGGUGCCAAGGAUGCUCUGUGCAAGGUGGCGACCCUGAACAUUGGCUUGGAAGACACCCUGGCCUACUACAGCCCCGAGGAAUUCGCCGCGGGCUUCAAGAAGACCAUGGCUUUCCAGCCUCGUGUGAUCAAGCAGAACCGCGGCUCCUCGGGAGAGGGAAUCUGGAUCAUCAAGCUCGCUGAGGGCAACUACUGCAAGGAGUACGGCGAGCGAUCCUGCGAGGAUGGCGAGGUGCUGAAGCUGAUGGAGGCCAACGACAACCACGAGGAGACGCACACCGUGGCGGAGUUCAUCGAGUUCUGCGUGAGUGGCCGUUCGGAUAAGUCGGGUGAGUGGACGUCCAAGGGUGUAGGAAAGUAUUUGGAGGGUGGCAAGGAAGCUGGUGGCCAGCUUGUGGACCAGCGCUUCUGCCCCCGCAUCGUGGAAGGUGGCAUCUCGGCUGUGGGAGGAACCGGCUCCAUCUACACCUACUACGGCCCAGAGGAGGCGUCUUUCAAGACCCUCACUGAGAACUUCCUGCAGAAGGACCUGCCGAAGGUGAUGCCUUCCCUGGAGCUGGCUGAGGAGCCGGUGCCGCUGUGGUGGACCACGGACUUCAUCUUGGCAUCGCCUGAGGGCACACCCAAGGAGGAGGAGAAGUGGAUCGUCGGCGAGUUCAACUGCUCCUGCGUGGGCAUCUCGCGCUGCCUGGCUGCCUACUGCAAGGACGACACCUCCAACGCCUCCUUCGACGACAUCAUCGAGGAGGACAAGGCUGAA